AUCUUUUCUUAACAAUUAAACAUACCACACCAUACCGUCCGAACUCCUUAGAACGGAAGCCCUAAGGCAGCCUAAUAACCCCGUCCGCCGCCGGUCUGUAGGGCUUAUCUAGGGUUUUCUUAUCUCAUUCGUUACUAUCUGAUUUGUGAGAAAGAUAAAGAUGAGAGGGAUUCAGUUACAGUUGAGUCAAACUCAAAAGCUCCGUCUACAUAAAGCUUUAGAACAAUUGGAAUCUCUAUCUUCCAAGGUGAAUUCUGAUGCUUCCGUGACCAUAGCAGAUUCCAUUCCCGUCAACCACGAAGACGGUGUACUCAAGGGACAUGGAACCGCCGAUCUAGACGGAGAAGUUGUUGCCACUCUCUGUGGAGUUGUCGAGCGUGUUAACAAGCUUGUUUAUGUCCGUGCAUUGCGCUCAAGGUACAAACCAGAGGUUGGUGACAUUGUUAUUGGGCGUGUUGUUGAGGUUGCUCAGAAGCGUUGGAGAUUGGAUAUUAAUUACAGUCAAAAUGCUUAUCUCAUGCUUUCUGCUAUGAAUAUGCCUGAUGGUGUACAGAGACGAAGGACAGCUUUAGAUGAGUUGAAUAUGCGCUGUAUUUUCGAGGAGGCAGAUGUCAUUUGUGCCGAAGUUCGUGGUUUUCAACAUGAUGGCCUACACCUUCAAGCAAGAAGUAAAAAAUACGGAAAGCUUAGUACUGGUCAACUGAUUACGGUCACACCGUAUUUAGUAAAGAGACAAAAACAACAUUUCCAUCAUCUAGAGGAUUAUGGUAUUGAUCUAAUACUGGGUUGUAAUGGAUUCAUAUGGGUUGGGGAACAUGUUGAAGCUAGAGAUGACAUGAUAGAAGAUCAAGUGAACCAAUCUGAUCCACAAGUUUUAAGUCUUGAAGAACAAGAGAAAAACUAUACGUCACUGGAGACUAGAAAAUACAUAUGCAGGGCUGCUAAUGCUGUUAGAGUAUUAUCCACUUUAGGAUUCAUUAUAACAUUGGAAAUCAUCAAGGGAGUUAUUGAUCUAAGCCUUUCUGCAAAUAUUGAUAUACACGACAUGCUUGGUUCCGAGUUCUGUGUUCUCGUCGCUGAAAAAGAGGCCGAAAGGAGAAGCUCAAAUAAAAAGAGGCGGUAGAUUGUGAAAGGGGCAAACAAUAGGAAAGUAAUCAUUCUAAUUGUAGCAAGCUUUUAUCAACUGCGACUAUACUAUGUCGUGCGACACUAAAAGUUGGACGAUCUUUUUUUAUGUUAAAGUUCUUGAACCUAUAGGAGAUGUGGGGUGAAUUAUUUUUCUGAUUGGUCGUCGCCGCGUUGAUGUUCAGGAGUGAAAUGUACCAGCUUAUGUGUGUAUUCUAUGCCAUAAUCUUGUAUUCAAGGUUGUCUUUGUGAAUCUUGCUCUUGUAUACUGAAUUGUGGCAAAACUUGUAUUGAUUUUUUCAUACUUUUUCUUUCAUUGGAAACGUAGACAAUGAAUAUUGUAGUGGUCUAAGUUAUUUUAGUGAACAUUGUCAAUGACUAUGCUGCAAAAUAGCUUCUCUUUUGUCA
This is a messenger RNA of Lathyrus oleraceus (garden pea), 1533 nucleotides long. Its product is annotated as exosome complex component RRP4 homolog. NCBI's taxonomy places the organism in Eukaryota, Viridiplantae, Streptophyta, Magnoliopsida, Fabales, Fabaceae. The transcript has 6 exons. Gene Ontology annotation, cellular component: cytoplasmic exosome (RNase complex); nuclear exosome (RNase complex). Gene Ontology annotation, molecular function: RNA binding. Gene Ontology annotation, biological process: TRAMP-dependent tRNA surveillance pathway; poly(A)-dependent snoRNA 3'-end processing; CUT catabolic process. The coding region runs from base 161 to 1123 and encodes 320 amino acids. The record is from RefSeq and is a predicted model, not a curated record.